This is a messenger RNA of Drosophila biarmipes, 4515 nucleotides long. RefSeq names its product neurogenic locus protein delta (gene Delta). Bases 632 to 3133 code for a protein of 833 amino acids. Gene Ontology annotation, cellular component: membrane. Gene Ontology annotation, biological process: multicellular organism development; Notch signaling pathway; axon guidance. The transcript has 6 exons. Lineage: Eukaryota; Metazoa; Arthropoda; Insecta; Diptera; Drosophilidae. Gene Ontology annotation, molecular function: calcium ion binding. The record is from RefSeq and is a predicted model, not a curated record.
ACGGCAUUACGUUUUUCAACUCGGCCGCGCAAGUAACUCAAGCAAGGCAGCUCCCGAAGGCAGCUAGCGCUACUGAAAAACACAAGUCCCCGGCUCGCGACUAAGGCCACUCGGUGCGUGACGCGAACUGCCAAUGCAGUGUUCCCGAGAAUAAUCGCGCUUCUCCACGAAUCCUGGCAGUUCACGCCAAGUUAAAUAGUAAAUAGUGCCAGAACCGAGAGUCGAAAUAAAUGAUCUUCUAGAAGAUAAUCACACAGUGUUUCCGCCGAAAAGAGAAGAAAUCGCGAAACCGUUAGUUCCCCGCUCUCGCCUUUCCCCCUGCGCUUUUCUGCGUGAAAAGCGGGAGACACGCGAAAAAGCUUCAAACUCGCGGCACUUAAAAAUAAACACACCCGAGGAAAUUGCAACAAAAAAUGUGGCGCGUGCACGUGUAGCUUGCAACAACAACGGCGAAUCAACGAAAAUGCUAAAAGCGAAUUGCAAAACCAUGUGCGACAAGUAACCAAAAAGUACACAACUAAAUACAAUAAACAAUUUGAGUAGUUGCCGCACACACACACACACCCAGCCCGUGGAUUAUUACACUAAAGCGACACUCAAUCCAAAACCAGCCACAAAAACAGCAAUAAACAUGCACUGGAUUAAAUGUUUAUUAACAGCAUUCAUUUGCUUCACAGUCAUCGUGCAGGUUCACAGUUCCGGCAGCUUUGAGCUGCGACUGAGGUACUUCAGCAACGAUCACGGGCGGGACAACGAGGGCCGCUGCUGCAGCGGCGAGUCGGACGGGGCGACGGGCAAGUGCCUGGGCAGCUGCAAGACGCGGUUUCGCGUCUGCCUGAAGCACUACCAGGCCACCAUCGACACCACCUCGCAGUGCACCUACGGGGACGUGGUCACGCCCAUUCUCGGCGAGAACUCGGUCAACCUGACCGACGCGCAGCGCUUCCAGAACAAGGGCUUCACGAACCCCAUCCAGUUCCCCUUCUCCUUCUCAUGGCCGGGCACCUUCUCGCUGAUCGUCGAGGCCUGGCAUGACACGAACAACAGCGGCAAUGCGCGCACCAACAAUCUCCUCAUCCAGCGACUCUUGGUGCAGCAGGUACUGGAGGUGUCCUCCGAGUGGAAGACCAACAAGUCGGAGUCGCAGUACACCUCGCUGGAGUACGAUUUCCGAGUCACCUGCGACGCCAACUACUACGGAUCCGGCUGUGCCAAGUUCUGCCGACCCAGGGACGAUUCGUUCGGACACUCCACCUGCUCGGAGACGGGCGAAAUUAUCUGUUUGACCGGAUGGCAGGGCGAUUACUGUCACAUACCCAAAUGCGCCAAAGGCUGUGAGCAUGGACACUGCGAGAAACCCAAUCAAUGCGUUUGUCAACUGGGUUGGAAGGGAGCUCUGUGCAACGAGUGUGUUCUGGAACCAAACUGCAUUCAUGGCACCUGCAACAAGCCCUGGACUUGCAUUUGCAACGAAGGAUGGGGUGGCCUGUACUGCAACCAGGAUCUUAACUACUGCACCAACCACCGACCCUGCAAGAAUGGCGGAACCUGCUUCAAUACCGGCGAGGGAUUGUACACCUGCAAGUGCGCUCCGGGCUUCAGUGGCGAUGAUUGCGAAACUGAGAUUUACUCCUGCGAUGCCGAUGUCAAUCCCUGCCAGAAUGGCGGAACCUGUAUCGAUGAGCCGCCAACGAAAACCGGGUACAAGUGCCAUUGUCCCAGCGGUUGGAGCGGAAAAAUGUGCGAGGAGAAAGUGCUUACCUGUGCGGAUAAGCCAUGCCUACAGGGCAUCUGCCGCAACGUUCGUCCCGGUUUGGGCAGCAAAGGGCAGGGCUACCAGUGCGAAUGCCCCAUCGGCUACAGUGGACCCACUUGUGAACUCCAGCUGGACAACUGCAGCCCGAAUCCCUGCAUAAACGGAGGAAGCUGUCAGCCCAACGGAAGGUGUAUUUGCCCAGCCGGUUUCACGGGAUCCAAGUGCGAGACGAACAUUGACGACUGCCUGGGUCACCAGUGCGAAAAUGGCGGCACCUGCAUAGAUCUGGUCAAUCAAUAUCGCUGCCAAUGUGUCCCCGGGUUCCACGGUACUCACUGCGCCAGCAAAGUUGACUUGUGCCUCAUCAGACCGUGUGCCAAUGGCGGAACCUGCUUGAAUCUGAACAACGACUAUCAGUGCACCUGCCGGGCGGGAUUCACUGGCAAGGAUUGCUCCGUGGACAUCGAUGAGUGCAGCAGUACACCCUGUCACAAUGGAGGCACCUGCAUGAACCGUGUCAACUCCUUCGAAUGCGUCUGCGCCAACGGUUUCCGGGGCAAGCAGUGCGACGAGGAGUCCUAUGCUUCGGUGACCUUCGAUGCCCACCAAUAUGGAGCCACCACGCAGGCGAGAGCCGAUGGUCUGACGAAUGCCCAGGUGGUGCUCAUAGCUGUCUUCUCGGUGGCGAUGCCUUUGGUGGCAGUGAUUGCGGCCUGUGUUGUGUUCUGCAUGAAGCGGAAGCGUAAGCGCGCCCAGGAAAAGGACGAUGCGGAGGCCAGGAAGCAGAACGAACAGAAUGCGGUGGCCACCAUGCAUCACAAUGGCAGUGCUGUGGGCGUGGCACUGGCUUCGGCCUCUCUGGGCGGCAAAACCGGCAGCAACAGCGGACUCACCUUCGAUGGCGGCAACCCGAACAUAAUCAAAAACACCUGGGACAAGUCGGUCAACAACAUUUGCGCCUCGGCGGCAGCGGCAGCGGCGGCGGCAGCAGCGGCGGACGAGUGCCUCAUGUACGGCGGAUAUGUGGGCUCGGUGGCAGACAACAACAAUGCCAACUCAGACUUUUGUGUGGCUCCGCUGCAGCGGGCCAAGUCGCAGAAGCAACUGAACACCGAUCCCACGCUCAUGCACCGCGGGUCACCGGCAGGCAGCUCCGCUAAGGGAGCGUCAGGCGGAGCACCGGGUGCGGUGGAGGGCAAGAGGAUCUCCGUCCUCGGCGAGGGAUCCUACUGCAGCCAGCGCUGGCCUUCGUUGGCGGCUGCGGGCGUGGCGGGAGCCUGCUCCUCUCAACUGAUGGCCGCCGCUUCGGCAGCGGGCAGCGGAGCGGGGACAGCGCAACAGCAGCGCUCCGUGGUCUGCGGCACUCCGCACAUGUAACUCCAAAAAUCCGUUUGGGUUCCUGGGAAAUCCGGAGAGAUCCGCAUGGAGGAGCUAACAGCACACACACAAAGAAAAGACUGGGUUGGGUUCGAAAUGUGAGAGAGACGCCAAAAUGUUGUUGUUGAUUGAAGCAGUUUAGUCGUCACGAAAAAAUGAAAAAUCUGUAACAGGCAUAACUCAUAAACUACCCUUACAUUUUUUAUAGUAAUUAGCAAAACUGUCCCGUAGCCAUUUCGAUCGUUUGAGCAUUUUUUUUAGAUUUUACAAAUUCAAUCUUAGGAAUUAUUAAAUUAAAAAGUAUACAUUUUGAGUAUACAUUUUAAAAUAUGGAAAGCUAUUAACGGAACACGACCGACACAGCUAACUGGGAACAGUUUUUGCAACCUUUUCUAAUCCAAUGGACUGACCUAAGCCUAAAGUUCUGUACCAUAAAGUAAACCUUUCAAAAUUAAAACCCCUUUGUUUUGACACCCCCGUAGCCCUCAAAAGAAAAAUUACUUGACCAAUUGCUUGCUAGAAUUUAGACCACGACCAAGACCAAGAACCACUGGACGACAGAGUCGAAGAGACGACUCUCCACACGUUUUGACGUUUUGCAUGUUACUGAAAAAUCUGCUUCAAUUUAAUCUAUUUUUUCACUUAGUUCAGUUUAAAUUGUAAAUAUUAAUGGUAGCCGUAGCCUACGCGUAAAUGUAAACUAAUGAUAAAACGAUUGAAAAGAAACCUCCUCAUUGACGCCGCCCGAACUGAGGCUGCUUUUCUAUGCAAGGCAGUCGGUCGAAUCGGGCGAUUUGUAUAUAGUAUUCGUAGGUCACAUCGAUAUACGACAUGAAUAAGAGAAAAAGAUGAAAAGCCACACAAAAAAACUACAUAAAUUGACACUAUCUCGACUAUUUAGUUUCUAACUAUGUAUAUGUAAAUGUAGCGAACGAAGAGAAAACUAAACUUAAAUCGACUCUAGCUUAAUGUUAAUUUAAAGACCCACACAAACAAACAAACAAACAUGCGAAGACAAGCAAAACAUUUAGUGAUUCUAUUUUAAGUACUUCUACUUUGCCUGCCCUACCAACCAAUUAUUUUUUUUCGAUUUUUAAACUUAUUAUUUUAAUCUUUAUUUUUUAUACUUGUCCAUCUAUAUUAUUUUUUGGUCUAUUCCGAUUUGGAGCAUUUAUCAGCGAUGAAGUCAAUAAUAUUUGUAGUUAGCGCCUAACUGUAACGAAAUGUAUUGAAUUUAUAAAUUGUAAGUCGAAAGCAAACAAAUUUCAUGGAAACUCAAAAAACUGAAUUGGAACAAAGAAAAUAGAAACAAAAAGUGAAUGAAAUAUACAAACAAAAUAUACAAACACAAAACAAAUGAAAAUUCGUGUUUUUUCAAAGUC